This is a messenger RNA of Thunnus maccoyii (southern bluefin tuna), 3075 nucleotides long. It is a transcript of the gene fastkd5, whose product is annotated as FAST kinase domain-containing protein 5, mitochondrial. Gene Ontology annotation, biological process: regulation of mitochondrial mRNA stability; mitochondrial RNA processing. Gene Ontology annotation, cellular component: mitochondrial matrix; ribonucleoprotein granule. Bases 354 to 2789 code for a protein of 811 amino acids. The transcript has 2 exons. NCBI's taxonomy places the organism in Eukaryota, Metazoa, Chordata, Actinopteri, Scombriformes, Scombridae. Gene Ontology annotation, molecular function: RNA binding. The record is from RefSeq and is a predicted model, not a curated record.
UCACGGAAGCUGUAUUCGCCUGCCAGAAUAAUACAAUCGAUACCUCAAAAUCAACCAUCGUAAAGGCAGUGGUGACAGUGAAUAUAAUUUUAUAGUAUAACAAUUCUGUACAUUACAGCAGAACCUCUCUGACACUGGUUGUUAGUUCGUCGAUGGUCACAUCGUCCAAAUUGCAAUGUCAAGGUUUUUAUUUGGAAGGUCAAAGGAGUUCUUGAGUUCCGGUAUGCUUGUGGCAUGGAGCCAGCGCCGGUUGGUUUAACGCCUCCUUCACUCAAAACUUCAUGAGGUUUUUACAUGUUCAGCUCUAAUAACAGGCCCGUGUUGGAGCUGGAAAGCCAGAGUCUGGCAGAUUGAUGGCUGCCUCUGUUCUGUGUCGGCGGGUGCCCAGGCUACGCUACCUUAGAAGCUUGAGAAAGGAUUUUGCCCAGGCUCAACAUGUGAAUGGCAAAGCAGAGGAUGAGAUCGGUGAGCAGGAGGGAAAGAGAGGAGCUUUGCAAGACAAGGAAUCCUCUCUCCAAGGAGGCUACAGGCUGCACUACAACCCGUCCUCAUAUCACCGCUCUGUGGGGAACUCUGCAAGCACCCAGAGCCAAACAGAUAAUGAUGUGGAUGAACAGUGUCUCUCCACUCUCGCACCUUCCUUCUGGCAACAGAGCAAUCGCUACAGUGUGAGCUGCUCGCGGCAUCUUUCCAGCUCCAAAAACACACUUCUUGACUUGGCGUUCAACAAAGGCCCUGAACCCAAAAUAUCAUUACCGCCACCGCACCACAGAAAACCUUUAUCACCUGAUGUUAAAGUAGAUACACGUGCCUUUCUCAAGUGCCGGUCAGAGUAUGCUGCCAUGACCCAUGACCUCAACAAGCGUCCUCGCUCAAUCGAAUGGGAACGGGCCUUGCCACUCCUCCAAAAAGUGGCCGUUUUAAAAAGCAGCAUGAAACCAUCUGAUGUGUCUCAUUUUCUUGCGGAGCUCAGCCGCUUGCACCCAGACAGGAUGCCACUAGUGAGGAGUGACCAACGCUUCAUCAUGCUCCUCCGAUAUUCUGUGGAAAACCUGCGCCUCUUUACUCAACCUCAGCUGCUGGAGGUGUUGCGGUCAUUUGUGUGGCUGGAUAUGCCCUCUGCUCACACUGUUCUUGGAUUGUAUGAGGCUGAGCUGAUUCGCCGAGCCAACAAGAUGAGUUUACACCAGUUAUUGUUAGCUGCUGACUUAUGGCGCUGUAUUGGGAGGCAGGUCCCUCAAUUUCUAAAGCACCUCUAUGAAUUGGUCCAUUUGUAUCUGGGACAGAUGGGAGUCCCUGAGCUAGUCCAACUGCUAUAUAUAAUGGGAGAAGGUAGACAGUGCCCAAAAGACUUGAUCCAUCCUGUAGAGCAGCUACUCAUGCGCCACUUACAGCAACUACACCCUGAGGAGGUUGGCACUGUAUGCCUGGGGCUCUUUAAAUCCCAGGCUUCAAUUUCUGAGGGUGCAGUGAAUGCUAUUGUCGAUAAGGCACACUCUUUUGUGGAGGAGAUGAGUGACUUUGGCGUGGUGAAUGUGCUGAAAUAUCUGCGUUUCAGCUACCUGUAUCACAGGGCAUGGAUGGAGGCCAUGACACAGGAAGUGCCUCGACGGGCUCACAGGAUGGGUGUCAAAGGGUUGAUGCAUGUGACACUGGCGUGUUCAGCGUUACAUUACCGCAAUGAUUACAUCCUCAUGGCUAUUGCCGAGAGAGUUCCAUCACUGGUGACACACUGCAGGAGUAAGGACUCCUGCAAACUGUUGUGGAGCUUUGGGACAUUAGGGUUUCUCCCAGCUCAGAGCCCAAACUUUUAUCCGAGCCUUACAGAGUCCGUAAGACAGAGAAAAGCUGAAUUCCAACGAUACCCAGAGCACCUGCUUACUGGUCUUCUUGGCCUGGCCUUUGUCUCUCAGUUCCCAGAGGACCUAAUUGCAUUAGCCUUGAGCCCUGACUUUGUCAACUUAGCACUGAAAUCAAAAGAGCUGGAACUGAAAAAAGACAUGUUCACUUUAGAUGGAACUGUGGCUCUGGAGUUGCCUCAGUGGACUGGCCCACGGCUAAGCUGUGAACUGAGAGAGGAGACGGUAGAAAUGUUGUGGAAGUUUGCUCAAUCAGAUGUAUGCCAGAAACCAGAGGUUCAGGAGGCAGAAUCUGCUCUGCAAGAACUGCUUGGAGGAGAGGAAUUUGUAUGUACCCGAAUGAUUCUGCCACACACUCGCUCCAUUGACCUUGAAGUACAUCUUGACUCCACUGGACAGCCAAUACCUGUGAACCCAGCAUCCCACGCAGCCACAAUAUCUCCUGAGAACAGUUCAUCCAAAUUUCCUUCAAACUGUGGUUGGGGGAGAAUAAAUACUGGAGUAACUAUAACUGAGGAACUUUUAGCACAGCUAACAAAUGCUAAAAACACCACACAUCCUUUAAUCCCAGCCCCCGCAGUUACUGCAUCUCCUCACAGAGUGGAGCCUGAUGAUGAUGGGAGACUGUUUGACACAGGGAUAAACCUGACCAGUGCCAUUACAGAAAUGCUUAUCAAACCUAGUAGCCUAAGUUUAGGCCCUCAGGACUCAAAGGGCACAGUCAAACUUGCUAUCCAGGUCCCUAACAGGAACCACUACUGCUACCAGUCACGACAGUUGUUGGGCCUUCAUGCCUUGAAGAGGAGGCAGUUGAAGUUGGCAGGCUAUAAAGUUGUAGAGCUUAGCCAUCAGGAGUGGUUUCCCCUGCUGAGGAAAAGCAGGGCUGAGAAACUAGCAUACCUGCACUGCAAGGUCUACAACAAUCUGUAAUGGUUGUCUGACCUUGAGGAGCCUGUGAGAGCAAUCACAACAAACUCUGAAUGCACUGCAAACUUUGUUGGCACCUUUGCUUCAGGGCAAUGUUUAGUUUGCUAUGAGUAUGUGCAAAGCACAGAAGGUUAAGGAGGUGGACAGAUGUUUUCUAUUACCAUCCUCUUUUGACUUUGUAAAUACAUUUAAUUUUGAUAAAAUCUGCAAAAAACCCUUUCCAUCAAAAUGUGUGAAAUGUCAAGAUAUUUUUGUGAGAAUGAUGGUAAUUAAAGAAUAUUCACCCUUA